AACAACAAAAGAGGUAGUUAAUUAUGACAACCCAAUUUCCCUAUAUAUCUUAAUUAGGACUUGAGAGAUCAUUUGCCUUGCACUCUUUCCCCUUCUCUUGGCAUGGCAUGAGGGAGGGUCCAUGAGAGGAAUGCACACUGCUGUUACAUUUGCAGCCAACUUUCUCUUUUGACAACCUACCGAAUCCAUGAGCAAGCAACAAGGAAAUACAGAUCAAAAGAAGAAGAAGAGUGCAAAAGAGAUGCCCAACACGAACGGAGUUGUCAUAACUACGUACGUAGAAUCACCUUCGAUCAUCCGACCACUUUCAGAAUCCAAUCCUAACAAGAAAAUUCAGCCAAACCCAGAUUCCAGGAACCCCAAGAGAAGCCAAGGUUAUGAUCGGCGGGCUCAGCUCCUAGCUUACACUCAAGAGCUGAGAGCAGCAGACAACGGCGAUCAGCUACUCCGAUGGGGUGAAAAGAGUUGCAGGCACAAAUCAAAGAAUUGGAAAUGCCCAACCACACCAAGAAAACUUGGGAUUUCAUUUCUGAGAAUUUUCGGAAAGGCAAAACGGCGAUGCAAGUAUCAACGGAUGGCAUCUGAGGAGGAUAAACCACGCAACACUAGUGGGAAGAAAAAGAAACAUGGGAGAAGGAAAUUUUGGAGAAAACUGAAGCGGAUGUUCAAAGGAUUAUCUUUUGUUUGGCAUCGGAAGAAAGGGUAACAUCGUAACGGAAAGCAAUCGCGAUCCCAUACGAGAAGGGUGGGGAAUUUGCUGCAGCUUGUUCCAUUUUGCAUGCCUAAACCGAUGGCCACUUUCCCGGCAUACACGGUCUCGCGCACGUAUUUCAAUCCACUAUUUGCGAUCUCUUUGUUACUCAACUGUAAUAUUUACCAACUGCUAUUUAUUUAUUUUUUUUUGCAAAUCCCUAAUUAUUAUCUUAGAUGAUAUAAAAAAUUAUUUCUUAA
This is a messenger RNA of Theobroma cacao (cacao), 951 nucleotides long. RefSeq lists its product as uncharacterized. The record is from RefSeq and is a predicted model, not a curated record. NCBI's taxonomy places the organism in Eukaryota, Viridiplantae, Streptophyta, Magnoliopsida, Malvales, Malvaceae.